UCUUUCCUCUUCCAGCCAGCUGCUUGAAUGCUCCAGGAGCAAAGGGGAAGGGCCUGUGGAACAGGAGCUGUCCAGUGUGGAGGGCCGCUGCCGGAGAUCACAGUGCUGGGACUGAGUGGUCAGCAAGAGUUUCAAAGGAAAGUGCUGUGAAAGCUGCUCUGGGGACAAGAAAGAAGAAACAAUGUAACUCAGUCACCGGGAAGACUUGGAGGCCAAGGAAGAGGGAGGUGGGAAGAGCAUGGCCUGGCCCCGCCUUUUGCAGAGGGGCGCUCUGCUCAGUGGCUUCGGCCACCACCAUGUUGCUGUGUUCCUGCUUACCUUCUUCAGUUACUCGUUGCUCCAUGCGUCAAGAAAGACAUUUAGCAAUGUCAAAGUCAGUAUUUCCAAGCAGUGGACUCCAAAUGCUUUUAACACAUCAGCUGACCUUCCUGUAGAGAUCUGGAGCAGCAACCAUUUGUUCCCCAGCACAGAGGAAGCCACUCUUUUUCUUGGAACACUAGAUACUGUUUUUUUGUUCUCCUAUGCUGUGGGCCUCUUCAUCAGCGGCAUCAUCGGGGAUCGGCUGAAUUUGCGAUGGGUUCUGUCUUUUGGCAUGUGCUCGUCUGCGCUCGUGGUGUUUGUCUUUGGUACUCUUACGGAAUGGCUGCACUUCUACAACAAGUGGCUCUACUGUGGCCUGUGGAUUGUGAACGGCUUGCUACAGUCCACUGGCUGGCCCUGUGUGGUUGCUGUGAUGGGCAACUGGUUUGGGAAAGCUGGCCGAGGAGUUGUCUUUGGUCUCUGGAGUGCCUGUGCUUCCGUGGGCAAUAUUUUGGGAGCGUUCCUGGCCUCAUCUGUUCUGCAGUACGGUUAUGAGUAUGCCUUUCUGGUGACCGCGUCUGUGCAGUUUGCUGGUGGGAUCAUCAUCUUCUUUGGACUACUAGUGUCACCAGAAGAAAUUGGUCUCCCAAGUAUUGAGGCAGAAGAAAGCUCCGAAGAAGAUUCACACAGGCCACUCAUUAGCGGCGCUGAAAAUGAAGAUGACUAUGAGCCUAAUUAUUCAAUCCAGGAGGACAGGGCUGCCACCCAAGUGAAGGCAAUAAGCUUCCAUCAGGCUUGCUGCCUUCCUGGAGUCAUCCCGUACUCACUGGCCUAUGCCUGCCUGAAGCUGGUGAACUACUCCUUCUUCUUCUGGUUGCCCUUUUAUCUGAGUAACAACUUCGGGUGGAAGGAAGCUGAAGCUGACAAGUUGUCCAUUUGGUACGACGUCGGAGGCAUCAUAGGUGGGACUCUGCAAGGCUUCAUCUCCGACAUGCUGCAGAAGAGAGCCCCCGUGCUGGCCCUUAGCCUGCUCCUGGCCGUCGGGUCCCUUGUUGGCUAUAGCCGCUCUCCAAACAAUAAGUCCAUCAAUGCACUCCUGAUGACCAUUACAGGGUUUUUUAUUGGUGGACCGUCCAAUAUGAUCAGUUCAGCCAUUUCUGCAGACUUGGGUCGCCAAGAGCUGAUCCAAGGGAGCAGCGAGGCUCUGGCAACAGUCACAGGAAUCGUGGAUGGGACUGGGAGUAUCGGUGCUGCUGUGGGCCAGUAUCUGGUGUCUUUGAUCCAGGACAACCUAGGAUGGAUGUGGGUUUUCUACUUUUUCAUUCUUAUGACAAGUUGUACAAUUCUGUUUAUCUCACCAUUAAUAGUGAGGGAAGUAUUCUCUCUUGUGCAAAGGAGACAAACUCACGUACUGAGUGAAUGA
This is a messenger RNA of Acomys russatus (golden spiny mouse), 1723 nucleotides long. RefSeq names its product solute carrier family 37 member 3 (gene Slc37a3). Gene Ontology annotation, molecular function: transmembrane transporter activity. Gene Ontology annotation, biological process: transmembrane transport. The transcript has 15 exons. The record is from RefSeq and is a predicted model, not a curated record. Gene Ontology annotation, cellular component: endoplasmic reticulum membrane. The coding region runs from base 239 to 1723 and encodes 494 amino acids. NCBI's taxonomy places the organism in Eukaryota, Metazoa, Chordata, Mammalia, Rodentia, Muridae.